GCGGCGGAGAGAGAAGCGGACCGAGCUGCGGAGAUCACACGGAGUUCCAGCGUCGCGCUCCGGGAGCGCAGGAAGACCAGAGGCCGCCGUCACCUGCCAGGAGCCCCCGAGCGGAGAGGAGAGAGGCGGGCACGGCUGCGGAGGACUGGUUUUACCCACAGCUUAUCGACAAACAGCGAGGCAACACCGGGAGGGAGCCAGGAUCGCAGCCGAAGUGGCCGUCGCAUCGCUCCCCAGCCUCUCCUGUCGAAAAAAUCCGGUCCUGAGCAGGAACAGACCGUUCAGAGAGACCGGCGUUCAACAAGAACGAGAGGAAGACGAGCCGAGGAGAGGCUCUGAAUACAGCUGAAGGGAAUUCAACCAAACUGAGGAAUUAUUACAACAUUCAGUCUCAGCUCUGCCCUCUGGAUUUUUUUCUGUUCCUGUUUUUUUUACCCUCUGUUUUUAAGGAGAGUCAUUUGUUGGAACUGACAUUAGCCUUUUUGUUCGACAGUGAGAAUCAGAGUAAUGUUUGACCUCGACAUCUGCCUGGUAGAUGAAAGGUCUGGUAUUUUUUCUUCUUUGUGAACCUUUCGACCGCCGAGUUUUAGAGAAACUCCGGGAGCCGAAGGGGAUUUUUUUUUUCGCUUUGAACUUGCGCAAUCUCUUUCAUUUCUAGUUUUUGCCACUCUGUUAUCCCACUCUGUCUCUUUCUGAUUUCUCUUUGUUUCACAUAAAAGGAAGAAAAGGAGGCGACUGACUCAAGUUUCUCUGACAGGAACUUCAAUAGCGUUUUCAUUCCUGUUUUGGAUUCACAAGGGGACAAAUCCUCCCUUGUGUGUGUGACAGAGUGUGUGUUUGUGUAGCUGAGUGUCCCUCUGCGAUACAUUAACGUGUAUCGGGGGACAAUAACUGGCCCUGUGUGUCUUUUCUGGGAAAAUGGGAUCAGAAAAGGACUCAGAGUCACCUCACUCCUCAGUGAGCGGUGUCCCCAAUCCUAAGUGCCGUGCGGCGGGCAAACGCCAGGGCCGCAUCUCCUUUCACAGCCUCUUUCACAGCAAACGGGGCUCUCGGGCGACCAGGGGCCCCAAAGCUGGAGCGGCCACCCCUUUAUCCCAUCAUCACCACACACAACAACAGCUUCUCCCUUCUUCCUUGAGCUCAGCGCCCGCCGCAGCCUCUUCUACGCCCACAACGACUACCACCACAGCCGCCACGACCCCCCAGGACGCUGCCUCCAGCACACCCUCGAAGCCACUCUCCUCCAGCCAGCCAUCCCUGGGAGGAGCCCCCUCCUCCGCGGAGGCCAAUCUCCUGGAGUGCCCCCUGUGCCUGGUGCGCCAGCCCGCUGACCAGCUCCCAGAGCUGCUGGGGUGCAGCCACCGCUCCUGCCUCUGCUGCCUGCGGCAGUACCUCCGCAUUGAAAUCACAGAGAGUCGAGUCCAGCUCAGCUGCCCUGAGUGUGCCGAGAGACUGGCCCCGCAACAGGUGGCGGACAUCUUGGAUGAUGCGGCUCUGCUGGAGAAGUAUGAGGAGUUCCUACUGCGGAGGUGCCUCGCCUCUGAUCCAGACUGCCGAUGGUGCCCGGCGCCUGACUGCGGAUUUGCUGUCAUCGCCUCGGGCUGUGCCAGCUGUCCCAGGUUGGUUUGUCGCAGAGAAGGCUGCGGUGCCGAGUUCUGCUACCACUGCAAACAGGCCUGGCAUCCCAACCAGACCUGCGACUCUGCCCGCCAACAGAGGGCGCAAUCCCUGCACACCCACAGCAACCACUCGCCCAGCUACACGCAGGAGCAGGGACCCGCUGACGACAUCAAGCCCUGCCCUCGCUGUGGUGCCUACAUCAUCAAGAUGAAUGACGGGAGCUGCAAUCACAUGACCUGCGCCGUCUGCGGCUGUGAGUUCUGCUGGCUCUGCAUGAAGGAGAUCUCCGACCUGCACUACCUCAGUCCAUCUGGCUGUACUUUCUGGGGGAAGAAGCCUUGGAGCAGGAAGAAGAAGAUUUUGUGGCAGCUGGGCACCCUGAUCGGAGCGCCGGUCGGCAUCACCCUCAUCGCAGGCAUCGCUGUUCCCGCCAUGGUCAUCGGCAUCCCCGUUUAUGUCGGCCGCAAGAUCCACGCCCACUACGAGCUGAAGAAGUCGUCCCGUCACAGAAGGAACCUGGCCAUCACAGGAGGCGUGGCCCUGUCUAUCAUCACCGCCCCGGUCAUCGCAGCUGUCAGCGUGGGUAUUGGUGUGCCCAUCAUGCUGGCCUACGUUUACGGUGUGGUGCCCAUCUCUCUGUGUCGAGGGGGCGGUUGUGGUGUCAGCAGAGGGAAGGGACGAGGGGUACGGAUUGACUUUGAUGAGGACGAUGGUCCAAUCACAGUGGCAGAUGCGUGGCGAGCCCUCAAGUCCCCGAGCCUCGGUGAGAGCAGUCUGGACGGGGCGGUCAGCGGUCUGAGUACCACCUCCCCCAGUGAGGGGCUCUCCGUGGCCCCUGGGACUCUGGGUGAUACGCCCCACUUUAACACCCUGGCAGGCGGCGCCCUGGGAACUCGCACCAGCAAGUACAGCAGGCUGGAGGUGCAGGCAGGGGAGCUGGCUAAAGAAUCAGCCCAGAGGGAGACAGGCAGCCUGGGGGCCGGGAGUGACUGCGCCAGCACCCGUGGAAUGGCCGGAUCCAUCAUCUCGUCCUAUACACUACCUGACAGGGAGUGCACCAACCUGGAGAUCCAGGUGGACAUCGAGACCAAACCCAGCCAUCUCUGCCUGACCAGCGAAGAGGACCUAACCCCGCCCCCUGGCUCUGCUGCCAUGGUGACCGUCUCAGGAGGGGAGGAGCCUCAGGACUGCAGCUCCAGAAGGGGCGGGGCCUUGUCUGGCUCGGCGUUGGGACUGUCGCCGGGAGCGUCAAUCAGGGAGGGGCUCCGAGACGUCACCCUGGCUCAACCGGAGAGCAUCCGCAGUGACCUGGAGAUGUCGGACACUCAAUCCGACGACAUCGCAGAGCUGACGUCCGACGACUGUGACUCGCCCCACCCGAAAAGCUGUCACCUGGCGGCCGGCCAGCAGCCCCAGCCUCCCUCCUGCCGAGCCCUGAACCCCCCCGAAGGCCUUCACUGUCCCACAGACGGCAACGUCAUCCUCUACGUCUGAGAGAACAGCAGCUCUCAGGAUUGCACAAAAGAAUGAACCAACCCCCCAACACUCACAUUUGAGCUCUCCUUUACUUCAUGGCUUUUCUUCCUUUGGCAUUUCUGGUUUGCUGCUUUUGCGACUCACAGACACCGUCUUAAACACAGACUGCGUUUGUUUACUUUUGUCUGUCUGUCUUAUCUAUCUACCUGUCAAUCUCCUCGCUGAGUAAAUUGUCAGGGUUCUACCUCUGAGAUUUAUAAGAUGAUGAUUUAUGUUUACUCCUUGGUGCAAAAUGCCUUGGCUACUUAAGCAAAAAAGAAAAAAAAAGAAAGAAAGGAAAAAAAAAAAGAGGUACAAAUUUUCCACAAGAAAUAUUGCAAAAUUGAAAUUAUGAAAUAAGGUGAAAUGUCACCAAGCACAGCAGAGGGAGAAGGAUCGUCAGGAAAGCAGAUGUUUCCUGGGGACGAAGGGGAUGUUUAUAACAAUGUAUGAAUGAAUGUGGACUUUGUACUCAACUAUUGUGGCUUUAUUUUCUUCUUUCUCUCUAUUUAUAUUCAGAUGACCUUGAAAUUUUAUCAUUUGCUGUGUGCAUGAGUCUGCAUGAGCCAUGCCUCGUGUGAAAGGUUUAAGGGCAGUGAGUGUCUGUUACACUGGUGAAAGUUUACUUUAGAGGAUGAAGCUGCACUUGAAUCUCGCUUUCCCUGCACAGAGGAGGAGGAGGAGGAAGAAGAGGAGGAGGGACAUGGGGCGAAAAAUAAGAGUUUCAAAUUAUAGAAAAAAGUGACUGAGUUCUGACAACGACGUGGCCGGGAGACGCUGGAAGCCAUUUUAUUCUGAUAAAGUCUAUGACAGUGCAGGAGCGGCUUCACACUCUGUCCACUCUGGGUUUGUCCCGCUGUUGCACUGAGACGUACAUCAUCUAACAGACAUUUAUCAUUAUCAUUUCACAAAUAAUCCACCGAGAAACUUACAUAAGUAUAAACUUCUAUUAAAAGAAAGAUAAUCUCAAAAACUAACUAACUACGGUUUUAGCCACACAGAUAACGCUUCUUAACUCUUCAAUUAUAUGAUGAAGUAACACACUUAAACACAUUCUGCAUGGAUGUGGAAAGUGACCCUCUGGUGCUUGAACUGUCUACAUGCUAGAAUUUAUUAUAGCUCUAUAUCAAAGGUUCCACAUAUUAAAACAUCAGUGCAACUUCAGGCAUAGAUUUAGGUUUAGAUUUAUUAACUGAGGACAGGCUAUUAUCAGAAAUAUUAAUACAGUAAUGAUAAGACGAUAAUUAAAAUGCAGCAUAAAUUAUCUAAGUCAAUUUUUACAAUGAUUUGUGUAACAGAAGGGGUUACAGGCUGUGAUUCAUUGCUGUCUAUAGUAAAACAAACCCUGUAGUUGCAGUAUCUAGUAAGUUGUGAUCACUUUUUAAAACCGGCCGCUGAAGCUCUGAACAGCGAACGCUCAUCGUCCAUCUUUAACCGGCUGCCUGACCCGCCGCUGCUCGCUGUCUGUUGUCAGAACUCUCUCACUGGUGGUUCUGGUGUGUGUCAUGUUUGUGACUGGACACCUGACUGGUUUUGGUUUCCGAUAUGUGAGCCAGCUGUGUGACCCACUUGAAUGUUGUGUGUGUUUGUUUGUGUGUGUGUGUGUGUGGGUGUGGGUGUAAAUGGACUCUUGAUGAAUGUAUUUGUUUGUCCCACUUUGUUUUUUGAAUGAGCACUUGUGCACUUUACCUGAAUUUAUCUUUUUUUUUUUUUGUUUUUGAGAUUCAUUAUCUGUUGCUAUGGAUGAGUUUACUUUACUGCAUUUGUAUACAAAAGUCUGUGGUACAACCAAAAUAAAUCACCUACCAGAAGGCCUUUUAUGUUGGAUGUAACAAGAAGAGUUUGGCUCCAAAACAUCAUACAACCAUUUUUGAAAAGAAAUGCUUUGUCACGUUUAUUAUUCAAUAUUUUUAAGGGCAUCCAAGGUAUGUUUUUUAAUAAAUGUGUGAUCCAAGGACUAAUUAUCUUUAUUGUUUUAUAUUUUACUUCAUUAGUUUAUGUUUUACUUAUCAUCUUUUACGAAAGUCAGUUUCACUUUUGGAGCCAAGCACUUCAAAUAUCGAUGCCGAUAAGCUCUUCUUAAUCAUACUCACUAGCUUGAAUUGUUUCUUAGCUUUGUAUCACCUCUGUGCUUCAGUUUAAAAAGGUUUUCUACCAGGCUUUCCUUUAACCUGCGAGGACUUGACUUGGGAACCUUUUUCAUCUCAGAGUAGCUUUAUGGAUUUAGCUGCUUAUAUAACUUGGCAGUGCUUUGUUUGGUCUGCACUUAUCACUUGUCUCUGCCUGCCUGCCUGUGAGAAAACACUCGAAUGUACCACGGACAGAGUGUGAGUGUUAAUGGCAAUGUCCCAUUAAGACCACAGGUGGUCCUGUCCUUAUUUGAAAAGGUUUUAGAGUAUAUAGAUAGCAAUAUUUAAGUGUUAUAAUAUUGUUUGUGUAUUUCCUGUCACUGUUAAAGCCCUGCUCUCUGUGGGGUUGUACAUGCAGGACUGUGAAAGACAACUUGUGGACCUUUGGGGAAAAAAUAAACACAAUCUGAUG
Molecule: messenger RNA, 5676 nt
Organism: Chelmon rostratus (copperband butterflyfish)
Lineage: Eukaryota; Metazoa; Chordata; Actinopteri; Chaetodontiformes; Chaetodontidae
Gene: rnf19b
Product: ring finger protein 19B
Exons: 10
Coding region: 919-3114 (731 amino acids)
Biological process (GO): protein polyubiquitination; ubiquitin-dependent protein catabolic process; positive regulation of proteasomal ubiquitin-dependent protein catabolic process
Cellular component (GO): ubiquitin ligase complex; cytoplasm
Molecular function (GO): ubiquitin protein ligase activity; ubiquitin conjugating enzyme binding; zinc ion binding
Source: RefSeq, a predicted model, not a curated record